UUAAGGCCGCAGACCUUGCGACGAUCAUCGACUACAUUCGAUUCAAAGAGGACAUAUUGUCUGUCCACACCACAGGCAACGCUCCUGAUGUGGCGCACUCGAGGGCAGGAGAAAGCGCGGACAGCAAAUUCCCAAUGCCUAGUGAUAUGGACACAACGGGGCUCAUUCUCCUAGAAGAGAAUGAUCUGCGAUUUCCUCACUUUACCAAUGAGGACGCUUAUACGCUCGGACAACACAUGCGCAAGCGAUUUAAAGCAUCGAACCGAUACGCCAAAGGCAAUGGAGUUGCGAUCGCUAUCAAAAGCGUCGCCGGUCAUGUCCUUUAUGCCUGCACUGUGGGUGACAGUGGAGACGUGACCCUGGAGUCUUGGAACUGCAUAGAUGGCAUGAUCGCUACUGUUGUCAAAACAGGCCAUAGUUCUUAUUACAUUGAGAAAAAACUGGCUGAUCACGGCAGACGACCUGAACAAUUAGGCUACAGAAUGAUGAGAAGCAUUACAUCCCCAGAACUCUGA
Molecule: messenger RNA, 515 nt
Organism: Acaulospora colombiana
Lineage: Eukaryota; Fungi; Glomeromycota; Glomeromycetes; Diversisporales; Acaulosporaceae
Source: the annotation of a GenBank genome assembly